Messenger RNA from Lolium rigidum, 1949 nucleotides. RefSeq names its product transcription initiation factor TFIID subunit 8-like. Gene Ontology annotation, molecular function: protein heterodimerization activity. Lineage: Eukaryota; Viridiplantae; Streptophyta; Magnoliopsida; Poales; Poaceae. Gene Ontology annotation, cellular component: transcription factor TFIID complex. The record is from RefSeq and is a predicted model, not a curated record.
AUGGUCACAGAAGAACAUAUGAAAGUUGUUUCUGUUCUGCGGGCGGGAGGGCGGUCGGUCGCGCGAUUCCGGCGCGCGGCCGCGUGUAGCACCCGGUUCCGGCCCGGAUGCCGGCGCGGACGGCGCGUGCGGAGCAGAGAUCUAACCCUAGCUCCGGAUCUGGGACCGCCACGCCCUCCAGCUGCUCGACGGCAUGACCCGCCGCGAAUCCGCACCACCAUGAGCGACCACGGCCGCGGCAACGGCAACGGGGACGAGUACGGGCGGGCGAUGGCGCGCGCGGCGGUGGCGCAGGCGCUGGAAGCCGCGGGCUUCGACUGCACGCACCGCUCGGCCGUGGACGCGCUCGUCGACGUGCUCCUCCGCUACAUCACGCACCUGGGCCGCGCCGCCGCGUUCCACGCGAACCUGGCGGGCCGCACGCACGCCAACGAGUGCGACGUCAUCCAGUCGCUCGAGGAGAUCGGGGCCGACUUCGACGGCUUCGCGGGCGCCGGCACCCACUCCGCAACCCGCUGCCUGGCCGGGUCCGCCGUCGUGCGGGACCUCGCGGCCUUCGUCGACGCCAAGGACGAGCUGCCCUUCGCGCGCCCGCUGCCCCGCUUCCCCGUGCCCUGCGCGCCGCUGCCCGCGCCCAGCUUCGCGGCCGCCGGGCGGGACGCCGGGGGGUUGCGGCACGUGCCCGACUGGCUCCCCGCGUUCCCCGACCCGCACACCUACGUCCGCACCGAGGUCUGGAGCAAGCAGGCCGCCCGGGACCGGGUCGACAUGGUCGAGCAGGUGCGGCAGCGCCGCAAGGCCGAGAAAUCCCUGCUCAGCUUGCAGCAGCGGCUCGCCCUCGCCGGCGCCGACGGGUUCCGCCCAGCAAUUUCCAACCAUCCCACUACUCCUACACCAAAGGGAAAAGAGAUACAACUCGCUGGGACCAAGAGGAACCCGUUCCUCGAGCCCGCAUUGCCGCCCGGUUACAAUAAUGUUCCAGAGCUCGACAUGCCGCCGGAGCGAAAGAAGCUUUCUAUCCUCGAAGCGUUUGCGCCGGCGAUUCAGGGGGCGGAUGCCAUGGAGAUCGACUCUGGGACAGGCUGGGACCAGGGUCAGAACCGGAAGAGCAUCGUGCCGAAGGAGAGGGCACCCGUGCGCCUGAAGAUUGGCAUAGACAGGAAGCCGCUGGCCGCAGCCCUGAAUUCGCAGUCGGUGGAUUUGAGGGAGGAUCCCUCGUUUUUGAAGGAGGAAAUAAAGGAUGACCGCAAGCGGAGGGCUGGGAUGAUACUGAGGGCGUCGAUGGAGAACCCGCAGGAACUUCCCCAGCUUUAGUCUGGCUGCUGGAAGGACUGCAUUGCCCAGAAUGGUGGAGUUGCAUUAAGGGGAGCUGAAAUGUGGGAUUAGGGGAUCUAUAUGUGAUCAGUUCAGUUUAUGGUGGAUCUUCAGUUUGCGAAAUCUUGAGGCCAGGCAUCCAAUGAUGCAACCUUUACUGGAACAUCAACCUUGGUAGCCUGCACCCAGUCUCUCGUGUCAGCAUCAGCUUUGGGAUCCCCAGACACUGAUAGAUUUUGUAGUUCCUGCUUGUCCCUACACUCCCCUGGAAUGAAGCGAGCCUUUUUUCGCAAGGAGCUGAUUUUGGAGACAUCCAGAGCAUGAUGCUCCUCCUUUGUGUAGCUAGAAAGAUGGAGCGGGGAUGUUUGUACAAAAACUGACAUAAUUUUCCUGACCAAUGCCUCGUCUCAACAAGAUGGAUAUAUGUACUGAUUUGAUUGAUUUGUCUCUCGAUCCAAGCUAAUGGAGCUGCAUGAUUAGUACUGCUGCAAUUUGUAAUUGGAGCCUGUUGAUUAGUUUGCUGGAAGCUGUAACGGCACUGUACUAUAUCAUCAUUCUUUUGGCCUGUUUUCAGCUGUGUAACGAAUUUGAGCCGAGAAUCCCCAUUAUUCCAAAUACAAUGCAUCCUGGACUCC